GCCGAUGCGCUCGCAGGAAUCCUCCUGACUUUGCUCAGAGGGCUUGCCAGCCUUCUAUUCAAUCUAGAAAAAACACUUGCGCUGCCUCGCGCGCGUACACGACCGACGGCAGCGGCACACGAGCACGCACGAUGCCCAGAGUCCAUGCCCAGCUCAGACAUGUGACUGACACCGACCCAGUAUCCAUACAACCCGAAGAUAUCGUGGAACCAGAAAUAGAAGAGGAUGAAGAUGCUGGACGCAGAGCCCGGAAACGUCGGCGGAUUGAGACCAUUGCCAAUCAGUACAUCAAGCUCGGGAGAGUGCCGCUGAUUGUGUCCGCGGGCUUGCGCGGUCCCUUCGACAAUGGGUGGAAGAAUCCUUGGGUGACGGCGCCAUCAAGGCCGACCAACGAAACUGUGCAAUCGGAUGCGCAAAGGACAAAUGCACAGGAAGACAAAUCUGCGAAUCCCGCUCGCACAAGGACAAGACGUGCCAAAUCGAACAACCUCCCACCGGUGUCGUCUGUUCCGUCUCCAGAGGCCUCGCGUGCUCCCGAUGUCGCCCAGGACAGCGUUUUGCCCCCAGAAGACCUUCCAGAUGCAUACUAUGGUCCACCAGAUGCGUUGGCGGCUCAGCAAGAUGAUGCAGGUGCUACGGAAUUCUUCAGCGCUGACCCAGAUCCUUCCGUCACUUUUGAUAAUAUCGCAAACAAUCCCUUUUGGUUGAAACGCCCACAAUUCAAACCGGCAGCCUUUCGCGAAUCGAUCAAUGGCGGCCACGAUCCUUCACCGACACGUGCUCGUUUGGGGCACAGGCCAGUAGAUCGGAAUGGACGACUGCUACUCGUCACACCAAGACAGCCCGUCAGCAUGCUGCAGUCUGACCCUGGAGCAAACCCGAGCCCGGAGCCAGAUUGGAUGUCGGCCGCUUCCGCCUCGAUGAUUAUAACGUCGCCUGCAAACCUUACCAAUAUCAUACAAGAAAACAUGUCUUCUGUGCCUUCGACGAGGAGGAAGCGGACCUACUCCAAAUUUGAAAGAAACAAUACCAAGGGAGACCAAAGUGCAACCCGCGCAGCUGCGGACAUGUCACCUCCAAAACAGAUCACCAGACGAAACGCAUCAAUGGAACCUUCUCCACAAGGUUAUGGGGACGCCGGGGGCCGCAGCGCACCCGACACUAAUGGUAGUAUGGCACAUGACACCUCGGGAGUUACUCCACCCAAUGGACCAUUGCAAGGUGCCAAGUCUUCUCAGGCCAGAGCGAAAACGUUACGUGCAUCCCAGGGGCAGAAGGGUAACGCUCAACAAACGUCCUUGUCGGCUCCGAGGACCGAGAAGCGCAAUCCGAACAACGAUGUUCACGAUUCUGUGGAACCACAACUUCCAACGUCUUCUCGGCGUUCAGCACGCACCAGCCUUAAGAAGAAGAAACAUGUCGAAGGAGCCACGCCUUCUUUACGCCACGAUCAUAUCACGUCACCAACAUUGGCCGCUUCGACUGGCUUCAAGUACAGGAAAGUCGGAGAGGUGAAACGAGCUAAGACUACUGACAAGCGGAAACCACGACCUGGAUCAUUGAGCUCGCCGGCUGCCGUCAGCCAACUGCCUGCAGAAACUGUGGAACACGAGACCGAGCCCCUUGACGAAGCUACUGAACAAGAAGCUGUCGCUACAGCAGAAAGUCGAACGUCACGACCAGACAUUUGGGAGGUGCCAGGGAGCCCACCGCAACAGGAGCAACAAAGCUACAGAUCGAGUCGUACUUCAGGCUUCUCAACGCAGGCUGCGUUGAUGAUGGCUCAGAUGGAAUUCCAGGACGGCACGAUGCCAACUAUAACUGAAGACGCCCCAACGCCAUGGCUCGCUAGCACGGCGAACGAAGACCCGAUUGUACCCAGUCCGGCAUUCACUCCAUUUCAUAAGUUCAAUGCAACACUAGAGGAGCACUACGCACCCGAACCUACCAUGCCGAACAUGCCCAUCAGUACUCAGGAUCUUUUCGAGACGAUGUCCCCAUUCGCUAACAGCACAGUCAAGAAGCCUGCGAGGGCACCGGCAAGUAACUUGAGGUUCUCAGUUUUCGCGAACAGGGAGCAAGACAGUCCCAGCCACGGUGAUGCUCGAAACCGCGAUCGGAGCCCUACUUCUCAGCAGCGGAAGCCACUCCGAGAGAAGAAUAGCCGGGUUUCGUUCCUGGGCUCGCAGUCGGACAAGGGCUCACAGAGCGAGAGAGCAUCUCAGGAGUCUGUCACGCCCCGGCCGUCCAAGGCUCCCGUGGUACAAGCUGUGGGGCUCCCGCAGUUGGACUUUUGCACUUCCAAUGGUGAGCUCGAUUUCACAGAUCGCUUCUUGAUCAACAUGAACGAGAUGACCUGACGAUCCGGGCCGCGACUACACACUUAGCUAGCAGUGUGCCGUUUAGUGGCCACGAAACUGGCACGGCAUGCACACGUGGUCUUGUGCCAUUCUCUGGAUCUAC
Messenger RNA from Paraphaeosphaeria sporulosa, 2463 nucleotides. RefSeq lists its product as uncharacterized. The record is from RefSeq and is a predicted model, not a curated record. The transcript has a single exon. The coding region runs from base 132 to 2360 and encodes 742 amino acids. Lineage: Eukaryota; Fungi; Ascomycota; Dothideomycetes; Pleosporales; Didymosphaeriaceae.